GCCGCGCACCGAGAGGCGAGACCGGCCAGAUGGGCCGCUGAGCCCGGAUCGGGGACCGUGUGGAGCCCCCUGGAGCUAAAAUCAGGAUGUUCCGCUUCAUGAGAGACAUGGAGCCCGAGGACCCCAUGUUCCUGAUGGACCCUUUUGCCAUUCACCGUCAGCACAUGAACCGGAUGUUGUCAGGCCGCUUUGGAUACAGCCCCUUCCUCAGCAUCACAGAUGGCAACAUGCCAGGGACCAGGUCUGCCAGCCGCAGAAUGCAGGCUGGGACUGUCUCUCCGUUCGGGAUGCUGGGAAUGUCAGGCGGCUUCAUGGACAUGUUUGGGAUGAUGAAAGACAUGAUUGGGAACAUGGAGCACAUGACAGCCGGAGGCAACUGCCAGACCUUUUCAUCCUCCACGGUCAUCUCCUACUCCAAUACGGGCGACGGCGCCCCCAAGGUUUACCAAGAGACUUCAGAGAUGCGCUCGGCCCCAGGCGGGAUCCGGGAGACUCGGAGGACUGUGCGGGACUCGGACAGUGCGCUGGAGCAGAUGUCCAUUGGGCAUCACAUCCGAGACCAGGCUCACAUCCUUCAGCGCUCCCGAAACCACCGCACGGGGGACCAGGAGGAACCGCAGGGCUAUAUCAACCUGGAUGAAAGUGAGCCUUCCUUCCCAUUCCUCAGCCUGCCAAGUCCCGGUCCCGUGAGCUAG
Messenger RNA from Hippopotamus amphibius kiboko, 695 nucleotides. RefSeq names its product myeloid leukemia factor 2-like. The transcript has a single exon. The coding region runs from base 87 to 695 and encodes 202 amino acids. Gene Ontology annotation, biological process: regulation of DNA-templated transcription. The record is from RefSeq and is a predicted model, not a curated record. Lineage: Eukaryota; Metazoa; Chordata; Mammalia; Artiodactyla; Hippopotamidae. Gene Ontology annotation, cellular component: nucleus; cytoplasm.